AAAGCGCUACAAGAACCUUGUUCUUUUUAUUUAUCCUCAAAUGAAUUUGUCCAAUAGCCUUAAUAUCUAUCUAUCAUCCGAUUUCUGAAAUAAGACCUUGAUUUAGAAACUCUCUCACUUACAACUUACAGCCAAUCUUCUUCUUCUUCUUCCUCUUCCUCUUCCUCUUCCUCUUCCUCUUCCUCGUCUCUUCCUGUACUCUAUUACCUCUCGUCUCACUUUAUUUGUCAUCUCCUUCUAGAGUCUUUCAAAUGACUUGCUCUCUAUAUUGAUGUAUUCUCAUCAUAACGAGAAUUGUAAAUAGAAGUAUUUGACGUCCAUUCGUUUCUGGAUUGAUUGGAUUUUCUUGAAGAUAUCCUAAGAUUGGGUGAAUCCUUCAACUCUGAAGGAUCAAGAACUCUUCACCAUCAGCUCUCCAAUACAUACAAACUUUACACAGUUUCUACAAAUACAACCCUGCGACAAGAUGCUCUCCACUUUCGCUUUGACAGCUACAACAGCGGUUCUAUUUGGUUCCUUGGUGGUUCAUGCCGAGAUUCAAUUAGAUAUAGAUGAUGAUAGUAAGUGUACAUCGACGGGUUUCCACUCAUGGAUUUCAAUUUACUAACCAAUUCUUCUUUUCUUCACUAUAGCUUCAAUUAAAAAUGCGGCUGCUACAAUCGCAUACGAUAUGAUGACAUAUUAUAAGGGAAAUCAAUCAGGAGGGAUACCUGGAGUUUUACCUGGACCUCCACCAGAUCCUAGUUGGGGUUGUAAGUUUAGAAUCUUUCCUUUUCUUUUCGGACUUGCGCAAAAGCAUAUACGAUAUCAAGAAGGAAUUUCAAACUGAUUAGAAUUCGUUUUCUAGACUAUUGGUGGGAAUCUGGUGCAAUGUGGGGGUCUCUUAUCGAUUAUUGGUAUUAUACUGGGGAUUCAUCUUAUAAUGACGAUGCGAUGGCGGGGAUUCAAUGGCAGACUGGAGCAAAUAAUGAUAUGAUGCCUGCGAAUUGGUCACAGUCUAUGGGAAAUGAUGAUCAAGGUUUUUGGGGAAUGACAGCUAUGAGUGCAGCGGAAUUGAAAUUCCCGGAUCCUCCUGCUGGAAGACCUGGAUGGUUGGCUUUAGCUCAAGCGGUUUUCAAUACUCAAGCUGUGAGAAUUGAUAAUGCUACUUGUGGUGGAGGGUAAGUUCUUGUAUUUUUGAGAUUGGGUACUGCGCAAGACUAAUGAUUGAUAGUUUACGUUGGCAAGUUUAUCCAUAUCUUACAGGAUACGAUUAUAAGAAUUCUAUCGCAAAUGGAUGUUUCUUCAACAUUGGGGCGAGACUCGCGAGAUAUACGAACAACGAAACUUACGCUCAGUAUGCCGAAGAAACAUGGAAUUGGGUCACAAAUGCUGGAUACAUGGAUAAGGAAUAUAAUAUUUAUGAUGGUGCUCACAUUGAAAAGAACUGUACGGAUAUUAAUAAGGUUCAAUUCUCUUAUAAUUCGGGGGUUUAUUUACUUGGUGCAGCGACCAUGUACAAUUAUGUAUGUUCUUUACUCUUCUCUCCUAUCUCUGAUUUGUGUCCUAAAAUAUGUAAACUAACAUACAAACAGACGAAUGGCUCUGAUGUUUGGAGAGAACGUGUUGAUGGACUACUCAAUGCUACCUUUAGGAACUUCUUUCCCACUAAUGACAUCGCCUACGAAAUCGCAUGCGAGGCAAAGCUUUCAUGUACAACUGAUAUGUUUUCCUUUAAAGCAUACCUCACCCGCUGGUUGGCUGCAACGACAAAAAUGGCACCUUACACUUAUGAAAAGAUUAUGCCAUAUCUAAGAGCAUCUGCAAUUGCAGCUGCACAACAAUGUUCAGGUUCAAGUCCAUUCAAUGGUAGAACAUGUGGAUUAAGUUGGAGUAAAGGAACUGAUUGGGAUGGAACCUCUGGAGUAGGACAACAAAUGGCUGCCAUGAGUGUGAUAUUUUCAAAUUUGGUUCAGAAAACUCAAGCUCCAGUUACGAAUAGUACUGGAGGAACAAGUGUGGGAAAUCCUGACGCAGGAAGUGGUAGCACGAGUACUUUGGAUCCGGUUUCACCACCGAAUACGGGGGAUAGAGUGGGUGCCGGAAUUGUUACUACGGUUGUACUUUUGGGGAUGACGGGUAUGUUUGGGUGGAUGAGUUUCUAGAUUGUGGUGGAUGAGGGGUGUGGGAAGGGCCAGGGGGAAAACUAGGAAAUGGAGUUGAGGAACUAAUGUUAAUGCUUUCUUACGUGGAUUUGGACGAAUAUGGAUAUGGUGUUGGCGUGCACUUUUCAUCAAGUUGAUGUAGUUAGAUGAGAAAGGAGUCAGACUGGAUGAGAAAGAAGAUGGAUAGGAUGGAUAUGAAAGCUUGAGGGGAUUAUCGGCUUUGAAUUAUUGUAUUGUAUUGUACUUUAUGUACAUACACUACUUUACCUAAGGAUAUACACAUGAAGAGGAUGAGUAGGUAUUGGUGGUAGAGAAUGAAUGAAAAGGAUGAAAUUUGAAGAUUUAUCGUCGU
Messenger RNA from Sclerotinia trifoliorum, 2496 nucleotides. NCBI's taxonomy places the organism in Eukaryota, Fungi, Ascomycota, Leotiomycetes, Helotiales, Sclerotiniaceae. The record is from the annotation of a GenBank genome assembly.